UCCGUUCCUCCGGAUUUCGAUCCCCCUUUUUCUAUCUGUCAAUCAGCGCCGCCUUUGAACUGAAAAGCUCUCAGUCCAACUUCAACUCACUCAAACCCGAGCGGCACAGGCUUCCCAAUAUCCGCGGCGGCUGCCCCCCCGUUACAGCUGACUUCUUGGGUUGGUUUGUUGCAUUAUUAUUUUUUUUUUCCUCCCCCCCCCCUUCGCCCCCUCCCCCCCGUCUCUCUAUAUUUUUUUUAUUAUUAUUAAUUUUUCCGCGAGUGCGUGCGCGGGUGCGCGCAGUGCACGCCGAGCAGCUCCCUGGAAGAAAGAAAGAGAAAAUCCCGAAGAAGGAAAGGAAGAAGCCUAAAGUCACUGGUGCAAAGGAGCAAAGAAGAGACAUUUCCCUCCCCUCCUCCUCCCUCUUUUCCCCUCCCCAGGAGGAAAGAGAAGGGGAAGAAAAAAAAAAAAGAGAAACUUUCACCUUGGACUCUUCUUUUUUUGGUGCAAACUUUCCCCCCCCCCUUCUUUUUUCCUUCCCCCCCUCCCCAUUCCCCUCCUUUUUUUUUUCUUCUUUUUUUUUCCCCCUUCCCCUUUUUGCAAAAUUGCUGCUGGUGGGUGAGGCAGGAGGAAAAUGCCGCAGCUGAACGGCGGUGGAGGGGACGACCUGGGCGCCAACGACGAACUGAUCUCUUUCAAAGACGAAGGGGAGCAAGAGGAGAAGAUCUCCGAGAACUCCUCGGCGGAGAGGGAUUUAGCUGAUGUCAAGUCGUCUCUCGUCAAUGAAUCAGAAACGAAUCAAAACAGCUCCUCAGACUCGGAGGCCGAGCGGCGGCCCCCGCCUCGGUCCGAAACUUUCAGAGAUAAAUCCCGGGAAAGUUUAGAGGAAGCUGCGAAGAGGCAAGAUGGAGGGUUGUUUAAGGGCCCACCAUACCCGGGUUAUCCCUUUAUAAUGAUCCCCGACCUCAGCAGCCCGUAUCUGCCCAAUGGAUCGCUCUCUCCGACGGCGAGAACGUAUCUGCAGAUGAAAUGGCCACUGCUUGAUGUUCAGGCAGGGAGCCUUCAGAGUAGACAAGCCCUCAAGGAUGCUAGGUCUCCAUCUCCAGCACACAUUGUUUCUAACAAAGUGCCAGUUGUGCAGCACCCACACCAUGUACACCCUCUUACGCCGCUUAUCACGUACAGCAAUGAGCACUUCACACCGGGAAACCCUCCUCCACACUUACCAGCUGACGUAGAUCCCAAAACAGGAAUUCCAAGGCCUCCACAUCCUCCAGAUAUAUCUCCUUAUUAUCCGUUAUCGCCGGGCACUGUAGGACAAAUCCCCCAUCCGCUAGGAUGGUUAGUACCACAGCAAGGUCAGCCAGUGUACCCAAUCACGACAGGGGGUUUCCGCCACCCUUACCCAACAGCUCUGACUGUCAAUGCUUCCAUGUCAAGCUUUCUCUCCUCUAGGUUUCCUCCACACAUGGUCCCGCCACACCAUAGUUUACAUACAACUGGAAUCCCUCAUCCGGCCAUAGUCACACCAACAGUCAAACAGGAAUCUUCCCAGAGCGACGUCGGCUCACUCCACAGCUCAAAACAUCAGGACUCCAAAAAAGAAGAAGAGAAAAAGAAGCCACACAUAAAGAAACCUCUUAAUGCAUUUAUGUUGUAUAUGAAGGAAAUGAGAGCAAAAGUUGUAGCAGAAUGCACAUUGAAAGAGAGCGCAGCCAUCAACCAAAUCCUUGGUCGAAGGUGGCACGCGUUAUCCAGAGAAGAACAAGCGAAAUACUAUGAACUAGCAAGAAAGGAACGACAGCUUCAUAUGCAGCUGUACCCGGGCUGGUCCGCACGGGAUAACUAUGGAAAGAAGAAGAAGAGGAAAAGGGAUAAGCAGCCAGGAGAGACCAAUGACCUGAGCGCUCCUAAGAAAUGCCGAGCGCGCUUUGGCCUUGAUCAACAGAAUAACUGGUGCGGCCCCUGCAGAUGCAAAUACUCCAAAGAAGUGUCGGGCAUUGUUCGGGCUUGACCGACAGAGUUUAUGGUGCAAACCAUGCAGGAGAAAAAAAAAGUGCGUUCGCUACAUACAAGGUGAAGGCAGCUGCGUCAGCCCACCCUCUUCAGAUGGAAGCUUACUAGACUCUCCUCCGUCCUCCCCUGCCAUGCUCGCCUCCCCCUCCAGAGACUCGAAACCACAGACUGAACAAACGCAACCCCUCUCGCUCUCAUUGAAGCCCGACCCGCUGGCGCACUUGGUCAUGAUGCCGCCGCCAUCCUCGCUCGUCCUCGCCGAGAGCGCUGCGAGCAAGCCCGGCGCCCUGCCUGCCGCCAGCUGCCCCAACGGGGCCCUGGACCACCCGCCGGCCGCCCUCCCGCCGGCCGCCGCCGCAUCCCUAGCACAGCCCUCGACGUCCUCCUUGCAUUCCCACAGCUCGCUGGCGGGGACACAGCCCCAGCCGCUCUCCCUCGUAACCAAGUCCUUAGAAUAGCUUUAGCCUCGUUAGCCCUUUUGGUUUCCUUUGGGGGGCAGGGGGGAUUGAAUUCUGUUGGGAUUUGGGGUUUUAUUUUUUUUUCCUUUAUUCUGGGUUUUUUUUUUUUCCUCCUCCUCCUCCUCGUCGUCGUCCACUGUUCGUCGUCGUCUCUCGGUUUCGUUUUUAAUUCGUGCCAUGUGGCUACAUUAGUUGAUGUUUUAUCGAGUUCAUUGGUCAAUAUUUGACCCAUUCUUAUUUCAAUUUCUCCUUUUUAAAUAUGUAGAUGAGAAAAGCCUCAUGAUUCUGCCAAAAUUUUUAUCAACAGCUGUUUAAAGUCUUUGUAGCGUUUAAAAAAUAUAUAUAUAUACAUAAUUGUUAUGUAGUUCCAAUAGCUUAGUUUUAAAGACUGAUUUUAAAAAUGACAAAAAGAGAAAAAAAAAAAAAAAGAAAAGAAGCAAUUUUGAAGCAGCCCUUGCCGGAGGCAUUGGUUCUUUAUUAUUUGUAUUAAAUACGAGCUUGCGAACCAAUCAUUUUACAUCUGGUUUUUAAACCUUUAAGGGCACAACGAAUGCGGUGCCGCUACUACUUCUUUUUUUUUUUCGUUGUUCUCCUUCCUCGUGUGAAACAACCUUUAUUGUGAUGUUACUUGUUCUUGUUUAAAUGUACAGAAACAAAGGGUUAAAGAAAAAAAAAAAAAACGUGUUAAUAUACCUUGUUCCAUGGUGUUGUUCUUUUUGGGGGAGGGAACGCUACUCAACACUUAAAAGUAUCACAACGCUAUUGGACCAGUAGUAUUUAUUGCUUUAGAAAUUGCUUGUUGUAUCUGUAUGUUGUCCCUUUUUAAGUGGGUUUUUUUUUUCCUCUUUUAUUUUUCUUGAAACAUUGUAUAAAGGUUUUUUGUUCUAUUUUGUUUUGCCCUUAGUGUAAGCAUCUUAUAUAUAACAACUCAUUUGUACAAGGUUUUUAAGUUUAUAUAUAAAUGUGUAUAUAUAUUUUUUUUCCGGGAUUUUUUGGGGGGUUUUUUUGAUUUCUUUUUUGUGAUUUUUUUUUUUUUUCUCUAUGAAACACAGUUGCCACCAAACGGACAUUUCGCAGACGCAUUUUGUUCAAGGAUCAAUAGUGUAAAAGAAAAUCAAUAAAGAAUUGCUUUAAAAGCCAUCGACACGCAAAAAAAGACUUGAAAAUUUAGCAAGGGAAUCUUUAGCAACCGCUGUUUGAGAAAUAGCAAGGUCCAAGUGUCUCCCGUUCAGAACUGCAGCUGAAUCCCCUGCGACAUUAGGACUGUAGGCUGUGUGCAAAAUUCUUCUGUGCCAAAAUUCUCAGUGACUUUAAACUUUUCUCCCGAACAACUUUUUAUUAUUAAUUUCCUUUUUAUUUUUAUUUUUUUUUUUUAAUGCUGUAAUUUUUUUGUUCAUCAUGUUUUGCUGUGAUGUUACAUAGGUAGAUAUGUAUGUAGUUUUAAUGUCACCUAUAACAGACGUGUUUGGUAGCAGAUUGUCCGGAAAGCAUUUAAAAUGAAGAGGUAUAAACCCUUAAGGGCCAAAUUCUGUAUAUUAGAUUAUUCAUAAAAGGAAAAUCAGACUGCCACUUUUAUGUACACUUACUACAUACAGGUAGGUAGCAAACUUAAAACAAAAAAAAAAUCCUAGGCAUGUUGAUGUUGCAAAAAAAAAAAAAACGCUGUAUAAAGCUGAAAAAUUGUUCAUCUGUUCAUUCAGUGCCAUUGUAGUUGACAUGAAGCGAUUGUAAAACUGUCUCAGAUUUUUCUCUGGUUUAUUAAGAUGCUAACUAUAACAUUUUUUGUGAAUACUUUGAAUGUUUCCUAACAGUUGUGAUGUUACUGUUCCGUUUUAUGCUCUUAUUCCGAUUUUCAUUUUUAAUGGUUUGGAAGCCAUUUUUUGUAAUGAAUAAAUGUUCAUGCUGUACAGUAUCUGUAGCAUGCAGUUCUGGAUUAAUAAAAGCAACUUAGUAUGUGCAGAGAA
Strigops habroptila (Kakapo) is the source of this 4417-nucleotide messenger RNA. RefSeq names its product transcription factor 7 like 2 (gene TCF7L2). The transcript has 14 exons. Gene Ontology annotation, cellular component: beta-catenin-TCF complex; catenin-TCF7L2 complex. The coding region runs from base 614 to 1993 and encodes 459 amino acids. Gene Ontology annotation, biological process: canonical Wnt signaling pathway; regulation of transcription by RNA polymerase II. Gene Ontology annotation, molecular function: RNA polymerase II cis-regulatory region sequence-specific DNA binding; DNA-binding transcription factor activity, RNA polymerase II-specific. The record is from RefSeq and is a predicted model, not a curated record. Lineage: Eukaryota; Metazoa; Chordata; Aves; Psittaciformes; Psittacidae.